This is a messenger RNA of Mangifera indica (mango), 1534 nucleotides long. Its product is annotated as UDP-glycosyltransferase 74E2-like. Gene Ontology annotation, molecular function: UDP-glycosyltransferase activity. NCBI's taxonomy places the organism in Eukaryota, Viridiplantae, Streptophyta, Magnoliopsida, Sapindales, Anacardiaceae. The record is from RefSeq and is a predicted model, not a curated record. The transcript is spliced from 2 exons. Bases 66 to 1436 code for a protein of 456 amino acids.
CUCUAUUUUGGUUAAUCAUGGAGAGAGAGAGAGUCUGAACUGGGAGAAAGACGGAAGAGUAACUAAUGGAAAAAGUAGAGCAAAGAGUAUGCAGUGAGACUCAUAUCUUAUGUCUCACUUAUCCUACGCAAGGUCACAUCAACCCUCUUGUUCAAUUCUGCAAGCGUUUGGCCUCUAAGGGUCUCAGGGUGACCCUAAUCGCCACCAAAUUAUUCCCAACGAACCUCAUCCAAACCCAGAACGGCUCCAUCACUGUUGAGCACAUCUCCGACGGGUUCAAAGACGGCGAAACACUAAACGCCGAUAUCUUCAUUAAUCGUUACAAGACCUUCGUAGCCGAAAGAGUGGCGGAGUUCAUAAAGAAACAACUUAGUUCUGAGUUUCCUCCUAAGCUUCUAAUUUAUAACUCGCUUGCACCGUGGGCUCUUGACCUCGCAAGAAGACUUGGCAUCGAUGCAGUGCCGUUUUUCACUCAACCUUGGUGUGUUAAUGCCGUUUAUUAUCAUUUUUGUAAAGGGACGUUCAAAGUUCCUUUAGAAGAGACUCCGCUGAAGUUGCCAUCGAUGCCACCGUUAAGCGUCCAUGAUCUCCCGUCGUUUCUUGAAGGAUAUGGGUCUUUCCCGAGUUUGAGAGACUUGUUCGUUGAUCAGUUUUCCAAUAUUGAAGAAGCAAAGUGGAUUUUGUGUAACUCUUUCGAUAGGCUUGAAGAUGAGCUAGUGAAAUGGGUGGCAAGUAAAUACCCAAUCUUCACAACAGGUCCAACCAUUCCAUCCAUGUACUUGGACAAGAGAUUGGAGAAUGAUAAAGACUAUGGCAUGAGCUUCUUCAAUCAAAACACUGACACUUGCAUGACAUGGCUGGACUCUAAGGAGACUGGCUCCGUAUUCUAUGUUUCAUUUGGAAGCAUAGCAGCCUUAGAAAAAGAGCAAAUGGAGGAACUAGCAUGGGGGAUUAAGAGGAGCAACUACAACUUCUUGUGGGUGGUGAGGGAAAAAGAAUCCGAAAAGCUUCCUGAAAAUUUCUCCAAUGAAACUUCUGAGAAGGGUUUGGUUGUGAGUUGGUGUCCUCAACUUGAAGUUCUAGCUCACAAGUCAGUGGGGUGUUUCAUGACACAUUGCGGUUGGAACUCAACGCUUGAGGCCUUGAGCUUGGGGGUGCCAAUGGUGGCAAUGCCACAAUUUUCGGAUCAAACAACUAAUGCUAAGUUUAUUGAAGAUGUGUGGGAGGUGGGGGUUAGAGUAAGAGUCAAUGAGAAAGGAAUUGUGACAAGAGAGGAGAUUGAGAUGUGUAUAAGGGAAGUCAUGGAAGGAGAGAAAUCGGAGGAGUUGAGAAAGAAUUCUAAGAAGUGGAAGGAACUGGCCAAAGAGGCUGUGGAUGAAGGAGGCAGCUCUGAUAGGAAUAUUGAAGAAUUUGUUGCAAAAGUUGUAUGCAGUUGAUUAUAUAGUAUAUAUUAUAAGUAUUUAAUUAUUGAUUAAAGAAUGUAUACGAAGUCAGCUGUUUUAUAUAUAAAAAAUAGGGUUGACAGAAUUUCAAA